GGGGAAGCGAAGGGGAACCGCCGAGUGGAGGGAAGCAAGGAAGGGGGACCCGACAGCGGCCCUCAGUAGCACCCGGGGCGGCUCAUCUCUCCCCUCACACCUGAGGGAGACGAUUCAAGCGAGGGGGGGCGGCAUUCAUGGGCUUUCCUUUGAACCCCUGAGAGGAAAACCAGCCUCGGAGGAGGGGGAAAGGAAACCAGGGGGGUGUCAAAAGAAAUUUAAUUUCUCCUCCCUUAAAUAUCGGGCUUCCUCUGCGGCCCCCCCACAAAACACAGUUUGAUCUAAAAGGGGCUGAGGUGACAAUCCCCCCCCCCGUGUCUCUUUAGCAGAGGAGGGUGUCCACUGCUGGGCCUUCUUGGAUCUGCCCCCAGGAAGCAGCGUGGGGGGGACAACCCUUCCCCUCCCUCAGCAUCUUUCCUCAGGGAGGGGUGGCUUUUUUUUUACACCCCCCCCUUAAAAAGUCUCCUCUGGCUCUUUCUAUGGUGACAAAUCGGAAGCGGCGCGGGGAUCCGUAGGGGAGGGGGGGAGGCAGGGCGAGGUGGCCGGCGGAGGCUUCGCUCCUGUUCCUGCAAAGGAGGAAGAGGAAGAGCGAGAGGGAAGCAGCCGGGGACGCGCCGGGCAGGGCACCGCUCGCUGCUGCUGGGCCGCUUCAGCCAUGGAGAACGGGCACACCAAGACGGUGGAGGAAGUCUUGACUUAUUUCAGCGUCAACGAGAGCACCGGGCUUAGCCUCGAGCAGGUCAAGAAGCUCCGGGAGAGGUGGGGAGCCAACGAACUACCAGCUGAAGAAGGAAAAACUUUACUUGAGCUUGUGAUCGAGCAGUUUGAAGAUUUAUUAGUCAGAAUUUUGUUGUUGGCAGCAUGUAUAUCUUUUGUGUUGGCCUGGUUUGAAGAGGGUGAAGAAACAGUAACAGCCUUUGUAGAACCUUUUGUAAUUUUACUCAUAUUAGUUGCUAAUGCAAUUGUGGGUGUGUGGCAGGAGAGAAAUGCUGAAAAUGCUAUUGAAGCUCUUAAAGAAUAUGAACCUGAAAUGGGUAAAGUAUAUCGACAAGACAGAAAAAGCGUACAAAGGAUAAAAGCGAGAGACAUCGUCCCUGGUGAUAUUGUGGAAGUAGCUGUUGGUGACAAGGUCCCUGCUGACAUAAGAAUUACUUCUAUAAAAUCCACAACGCUAAGGGUAGACCAAUCAAUUCUUACAGGUGAAUCCGUGUCUGUAAUUAAGCACACAGACCCCGUGCCUGAUCCUCGUGCGGUGAAUCAAGACAAGAAGAACAUGCUCUUUUCUGGUACAAACAUUUCUGCAGGCAAAGCCAUGGGUGUGGUUGUGGCAACAGGGGUAAACACUGAAAUUGGCAAAAUACGUGAUGAAAUGGUGGCUACUGAGCAAGAGAGGACGCCACUUCAGCAGAAGUUGGAUGAGUUUGGGGAGCAGCUGUCAAAGGUCAUCUCGCUUAUAUGCAUUGCUGUGUGGAUAAUCAACAUUGGUCACUUCAAUGAUCCUGUCCAUGGUGGCUCUUGGAUUCGAGGUGCCAUCUACUACUUCAAAAUUGCCGUUGCAUUGGCUGUGGCUGCAAUCCCUGAAGGUCUGCCCGCUGUCAUUACCACCUGUUUGGCUCUGGGAACUCGCCGAAUGGCCAAAAAAAAUGCAAUCGUUCGAAGCCUGCCAUCUGUGGAAACUCUGGGCUGCACUUCUGUCAUUUGCUCGGACAAGACCGGCACUCUUACCACCAACCAGAUGUCUGUUUGCAGGAUGUUCGUUGUGGACAGAGUGGAAGGCGAUAGCUGUUCUUUGAAUGAAUUUACAGUGUCUGGCUCAACAUAUGCUCCUAUGGGAGAAGUGCAUAAAGAUGACAAACUUGUCAGAUGCUCUCAGUAUGACGGCCUUAUAGAACUGGCAACUAUUUGUGCUCUCUGCAACGAUUCUUCUCUGGAUUUCAAUGAGGCUAAGGGAGUGUAUGAGAAAGUUGGAGAAGCAACAGAGACUGCCCUCACUUGUCUGGUUGAGAAGAUGAACGUAUUCGACACAGAAUUGAAAGGAUUGUCCAGAAUUGAACGAGCAAAUGCUUGCAAUUCGGUGAUAAAGCAACUCAUGAAGAAAGAAUUCACUCUUGAAUUCUCAAGAGAUAGAAAGUCGAUGUCUGUUUACUGUUCUCCUAACAAGCCCAGUCGGACAGCCAUGAGCAAGAUGUUCAUUAAGGGUGCUCCCGAAGGUGUGAUCGACAGGUGUACACACAUCCGGGUUGGAAGCACUAAAGUGCAAUUGACACAAGGUAUUAAGCAGAAGAUUUUGACUGUCAUUCGAGAGUGGGGCACGGGCAGAGACACUCUGCGAUGUCUAGCUCUGGCAACACAUGACAAUCCACCUAGGAGGGAUGAAAUGAACCUGGAGGAUUCUGCAAACUUCAUUAAUUAUGAGACCAAUUUGACCUUCAUUGGGUGUGUGGGGAUGCUGGAUCCCCCUAGAAUUGAAGUGGCUUCAUCCAUAAAACUAUGCAGGCAAGCUGGCAUUCGUGUGAUCAUGAUAACCGGAGACAACAAGGGGACUGCAGUGGCCAUCUGUCGUCGCAUUGGCAUCUUUGGGGAAGAUGAGGAUGUCACCACGAAAGCCUUCACUGGCCGUGAAUUUGACGAACUCUCCCCAGCAGCCCAGAGAGAUGCUUGCCUAAAUGCCCGCUGUUUUGCCCGUGUGGAACCUUCCCAUAAAUCUAAAAUUGUCGAGUUCCUGCAGUCUUUUGAUGAGAUAACAGCUAUGACUGGCGAUGGUGUGAAUGAUGCCCCAGCCCUGAAGAAAGCAGAGAUUGGAAUUGCAAUGGGGUCUGGGACUGCGGUAGCAAAGACAGCUUCAGAAAUGGUGCUGGCAGAUGACAAUUUCUCAACUAUCGUAGCUGCUGUGGAAGAGGGUCGUGCAAUUUACAAUAACAUGAAACAGUUCAUUCGCUACCUCAUCUCAUCAAAUGUUGGGGAGGUUGUAUGUAUCUUCCUGACUGCUGCUCUGGGUUUCCCUGAAGCUUUAAUCCCCGUCCAGCUGUUGUGGGUAAACCUUGUGACUGAUGGUCUCCCUGCCACGGCCCUGGGAUUCAACCCCCCUGAUCUGGACAUCAUGGACAAACCUCCUCGCAAUCCUAAAGAGCCCCUGAUCUCUGGCUGGCUCUUUUUCCGUUAUUUGGCAAUUGGAUGCUACGUUGGUGCUGCUACAGUGGGGGCUGCUGCCUGGUGGUUUAUUGCUGCUGAUGGUGGCCCAAGAAUUACCUUCUACCAGCUGAGCCAUUUCCUGCAGUGCAAAGAUGAAAACCCAGAUUUUGAAGGUGUUGACUGUGUGGUCUUUGAAUCUCCCUAUCCUAUGACAAUGGCUCUUUCUGUCUUGGUCACUAUUGAGAUGUGCAAUGCCCUCAACAGCCUGUCGGAGAACCAAUCCUUGUUACGGAUGCCUCCUUGGGAGAAUGUCUGGCUGCUGGGUUCCAUUUGCUUGUCCAUGUCUCUUCAUUUCCUCAUCCUUUAUGUGGAGCCACUUCCACUGAUCUUCCAAAUCACACCUCUGAAUCUGACCCAGUGGCUGAUGGUUUUGAAAAUCUCACUACCUGUCAUUCUGCUGGAUGAGACACUUAAAUUUGUGGCGCGUAACUACUUAGAACCUGGUAAAGAGAGUCUGCCUCCUGCCACCAAACCGCGUCCUCUGUCUGCAUGCACUGAAGGGAUUUCCUGGCCGUUUGUACUCAUUACCUUGCCCUUGGUUAUCUGGCUGUAUAGCACAGACACUAACUUUAGUGACAUGUUCUUGUCUUGACCUGAAGUGAUAACAGUUUGACAAAGAUGUUUAACUUAAUCAAUUUUUUUAUUGUUUAAAGCAAUUGUCUUAUUCUGCUGAAUUUUCACAUGAACAUAUUUGCCGGUGACUGAGGUUUCAUAUUCCUAGAUUUUUGGGUUUUCUUUUUUUUCCCUGACUCCAGUAGGGGAGCAGUAUUUUUUCCCCUCUUUUAUACACGACUAGGGUGUCCAUUGACAUGUACAGAGAAAUUAACACUAUUUUAUGCAAAUAUUUUUUGUAGAGGAGAAGCAUGUACAGUGUUCUGUUUAAUAGUUAACUCAUCCUUGUAAAAACAAAAGUGUUUUGCGGGGAGGGGGGGAGUGCCAGUGGACACUAUUUAGCAAACUUUGAUUGGUAGCAGAUUUUAGGGAAUGAAUGUUUUUGUGUGUCUUUUUUUCUCUCAAACUAAAAGCAUGCAGUUGUGUGUGUCUUCUGCAUGGUCAUCUAAAAUUAAUUUGUCAUUCAGUUGGGCUUUUUCUGCACUGGGCAGAAUAUAUGGCUACCUCAGCGUUAUUUCUAGUCCCCCCUCCUCUGUUCUUCUUCCCAUCUUCUCCUCCCCUUCCUGUACUUUAGGUUCUUACUUAAUUUUGUUUACACCUGUCUUUAUGAGAGGUAUGUCUAUUCUUGCUAGUGCAGAAAAUAUCAUUCCAAGUGCAACCUGUUAAUGUUGUAUGGUGGUGUUUCUGCCCCCGCAUCUCCCCUUAACACAAGUAGAGAUUUUUUAAAAAGAUUAUUUAUUUAAAUGUCUUAUUUUUAUUGUAACAGCAUAGUUUCACCAGCAUUGCCUGUUCUGGGAGGGUGGGGGAGAAGCAGUAGAGGGAGAAGGCGACCUGAAUGGACUUCAAGGAAGGAGUAAAAAAUAAUAAUAAAAAUUUAAUUAAGAGAUUUCUAUGGCUUUCUUUUCAUUAAGCCCUAGGAAAUUUAGUUCCUUCUUAAUUACCAAUUUUCAUGUGUCAAACUUUCUGUUCCUUGUUUUUGUUUUUAAAUCUGAGCAUUUGGUAAUGGGACCAGGAAGCAAACAACUCAGAUUUGCACAGCUGGAGAUCUCAAAUGUUUUUUUUGCUUAUCCUCUAACUGUCAGUGACACAUCUUGGGACAUAGUCUGCUGGCCACUUUCUUCUAGUCUGAUGUGGAAAAGUAACCAAUUUCUCUGUGUGUGUGUGUGUGUGUUUUGUAAAAUCUGUAAAUACCACAUGACCAAAUGAACAUAUUGUAUAGAACUAUUUUUAUUUUUAAUGUGGCACUAACCACCGUCAUUCUAUUAAGAUAAAUGUUAGCGCAUGAUGUCGUGUUCUUCCCCUCCAAAUUGAGUCCUGUACCAACAAUGUGUAAGUUCAUUAACAUUCCUAACUGUGUGGUGUUUCUCUCCAAUGCCUUCCAACAUUCAUCGACUGAAGUGAGUAUUUCUUUUCCAUUUCACCAUUCCAGUGGUGAUGUGCUGUUUUUUUAAAAAAAGCAUAUGCUGUAUACAUGUCAAAGAAUAAAUGCUAAUUUUUCCUCCA
Eublepharis macularius is the source of this 5307-nucleotide messenger RNA. It is a transcript of the gene ATP2A2, whose product is annotated as ATPase sarcoplasmic/endoplasmic reticulum Ca2+ transporting 2. Gene Ontology annotation, cellular component: membrane. The transcript has 20 exons. The coding region runs from base 656 to 3784 and encodes 1042 amino acids. Gene Ontology annotation, molecular function: ATP hydrolysis activity; P-type calcium transporter activity; ATP binding. Gene Ontology annotation, biological process: intracellular calcium ion homeostasis; calcium ion transmembrane transport. The record is from RefSeq and is a predicted model, not a curated record. NCBI's taxonomy places the organism in Eukaryota, Metazoa, Chordata, Lepidosauria, Squamata, Eublepharidae.